Molecule: messenger RNA, 1056 nt
Organism: Colletotrichum orchidophilum
Lineage: Eukaryota; Fungi; Ascomycota; Sordariomycetes; Glomerellales; Glomerellaceae
Exons: 3
Coding region: 1-1056 (351 amino acids)
Source: RefSeq, a predicted model, not a curated record
AUGUUACUCAGCAUACUUUUCUUCUGCAUCGGACUUGUGGGUGCUAGGCCAUCUUCAGAGGGUAUCCCCGAGGAUCCUGGUCUUGCUCGACGCAUCUCGUUGCACCAUCGACAAAUCAAUGACACUAUACUACCCAUACGACGAGACUGUCCUUUCAGUCCUUGGGAUGAGCUUUAUAUUACAGACUUUCUCCAAGAGCACUUCCACGAACUUUCAACGUCUGAUCAUUGCUGGAUAAUCAAGGGUGUAGCAGGACUACACGAACUACUCCAGAGAAAUAUCUCGGCUAACCCCGUUUUAAACGUCACGAUACCGACUUGUAUAUUACUCAACGUUACCAGCAAAGGAAAUGCCUUCUCCAUUGACUUUUCGGAUAACACGUACAAGGUUAAUGGUGUCGAUGAGGAUCAGUUCGUGUUAUUGACAUAUGUGCAUCUACUGGCAUCAGCGCCCAGCUUAUGCAUCAUGAUCGACCGCGCACUCCAGGAGCCUACCAAACGAAAAAUGGAGCGAUGGCAGACAAUAUUCACAGUCAUCUUAUUCGGCCCACUGGCAAUCGCGGGGCUAGUCACUGGGUUAAUCGCCAUGGGAGAUUCAGAUCAUGGAAGAACAGAACACGGAAUCAUCGGUUUCGUGACCAUUGGCCUGGCCGCGAUAUCAGUGCCCCUCUACCUCUACCAAAAGAGACUCAGCUCCCGUCCCGAUCUUACAUUCUACAUGUACCGCCGCCUCAAGUUGAUCAACGGCCUUGACUUCAUUGUCUGUCAAGCCAUCCUCCUCAUCUCAGGCUUCGCCCUCCCAGACGGCAUCGAUGAUUUUGGCAUCAUGACAAUUUGCGGAACAAGCGCGCUCUCUUCGUCGCUCAUUUUCUCUCUGGGUAUGAUCGUGUCGUUUGUGUGGAACUGCGCCAUGGCUACGAUGACGGUCCAGUGGCUACUGGAACGAAGGAUCAGAGGGGGAAGUCUCAGGGAUAGGGCACCACCCUGGAUGCUCAAAAUGCUUCGAAAACGGUCGAACUCGGACAUGACCUUUCAGACCUUUCAAGAGAACCGUUGA